Molecule: messenger RNA, 2460 nt
Organism: Cynoglossus semilaevis (tongue sole)
Lineage: Eukaryota; Metazoa; Chordata; Actinopteri; Pleuronectiformes; Cynoglossidae
Gene: cbln1
Product: cerebellin 1 precursor
Exons: 3
Coding region: 830-1408 (192 amino acids)
Biological process (GO): maintenance of synapse structure
Cellular component (GO): glutamatergic synapse; synaptic cleft
Molecular function (GO): protein binding
Source: RefSeq, a predicted model, not a curated record
UACUGUUCACUGAGGAGGAGGAGGAGGAUGAUGAUGAAGAUGACGGUUACUGUUGGACGUUUAGAUAGAAAUACAGUAAUAAAUCUGUCAGCAAAAAAAACAAAGGUGUGAGAGAGAGAGAGAGAGAGGAAGGUAGAGAGACCAAGACAAGCAAACAGACAAAGUAAGGUGGGCGGUCCGGGGGCGGGGAUUGAAAUAACAUCACACAUGGACGCGCACACGCUAAUCAGAUGAUGGGUCGAUGUUAUCGGUGAGAAGGUGGAGUCUCUCUCUCUCUCUCUCUCUCUCUGUAUCUCUCGCUCUCUCAUAUCAAUAAUUCAGGCGCGCGCCGUACGCACGCUCACACACAGACAGAACUUCCGGGCUCGCGCUAUGACUUCCGUCGCCGCUGCCUCUGUGUCUCGUGCAGGAGUCGUUCCCUCGGCAGGACGCGCGACUCCGGCUUAGCUGCUGCGUCUCCGACAAGUGACAACAAACAAACAAAAACUGAAGAAAAAAAAAUAGUCAGAAGGAAGUGAGAAGAGAAACGAACAGAACAGAACAGAACAGAGGGAGUGAGACACCGUGAGUUCCACCGCAGGUUCGUUUUUAAAAAGAGAGAAGAAGAAGAAGAAGAAACACGGGAGUCCACAGAAAGAAGAAACAGUUUUAGAUUCAGAUCUUUACUGGAAUCUUCUUGAAGAAAAACCUCCACGUCCGUUCACCUGAGAGAGAAAAAAAACACCCGGAAAACUCCUCCUUCUUUCUUCACUUCUUCUCGGGGGUUUUGCCCUUUUUUUUCUCAAACGGCGCGAAAUCGAGCGAAGAAAGUUCGCCGAUCUGCUCCGCGAUGCUGACGCUCUGUGUUCUCCUCGGUGCCGCCUGGUUGGUGGUGAGUUCGACCCAGGCUCAGAACGAGACGGAACCCAUCGUCCUGGAGGGGAAGUGUUUGGUGGUGUGUGACUCCAACCCGACCUCGGACCCCACGGGCACCGCACUCGGCAUCUCCGUGCGCUCCGGCAGCGCGAAGGUGGCGUUUUCCGCAGUCCGGAACACCAACCAUGAGCCGUCAGAGAUGAGCAACCGAACCAUGGUUAUCUACUUCGACCGGGUUUUAGUAAAUGUCGGGAAAAACUUCGACGAAGAGAGGAGUAAUUUCAUUGCACCGCGCAAAGGGAUUUACAGUUUUAACUUCCAUGUGGUGAAGGUCUACAACCGGCAAACCAUACAGGUGAGUCUGAUGCACAACGGAUGGCCAGUGAUUUCAGCGUUCGCUGGGGACCAGGAUGUGACACGUGAGGCAGCCAGCAAUGGCGUUCUGAUCCAGAUGGAGAAAGGAGACCGGGUCUACCUCAAACUGGAGAGAGGAAACCUCAUGGGAGGAUGGAAGUACUCCACCUUCUCCGGCUUCCUGGUGUUCCCCAUGUAGUCAGGACACAGAGAGGAGGAGGAGGAGAAGGAGGAGCAGGGGCUGGAAAUGAAGGAGAACUGGUGAAAGUUUGGAAUGUACCAAUGCGGGGGAAAAAAACAGAGAAAAAAAGAAUAAAAAACAGGGGACGUGAUGAGAGACUUCUGUUUGUAGUCGUUUAGCCGAUGGAGGAACGUGGACCGUCGAGAAGAUUCAGGAGAAAGACACAAGAUGAUGGAACCUUGAGAAGAAAUGCAGAAGCUGUACAUAAGAGUGAAGGGCUGGCGUCUUUUCUUCCCUUCCUCCUUCUGUCCACUCUGUCAUUCAUCCCUCCCUCUGUUGUCUCUGUGGCUGGACUGCACCUGUGGGCAGCCAAGACUUUUUUAUCCUCUGCUGAAGAAGUUGCGACUGAAACUCUCUCCUUCUGAACAUUAUCAUCAUUCUUCAUCAACCAUCAGUCUCCAUUAACAAAAUGUCACCCAGUCCACCCUCCAGGAGGAGUUCUUUAUUCAUGCCCUAGCAUCACAUCGCACUGAUCAGCUCUUAUCCCUAAGCCUAGCUGUAACUCAUGUCUGUAGACAGAAUCAGGAGCUGAAGACAGUUUGACCUUUUCUUUUAGAGAAAAGUGUCUUUUUGUGAUCACUGAUCCGUUUCACUAAACCUACCACCGCUGUGAGAAAACUGACGAGUGCGUAGAAGAAACCAGCGGUGUCUGCUUGGGUCUUCUGCGUACUCGUCAGUCUUCUUACAAAUUCCCUACCUCUCAUUGGUUUAACCACUGCAGUAGACUCUGACUUGUAGUACAAAAAACGUGUACAGGAAACCAAAAUUUGCGGCUAUCGGGUUAGAAAGGUUUGAUCUGUGGAACUAGUUCUCCUGCUACUGUGUGGUAACUGGAAGAUUCCACAUAAAUAACAAAUCAAAUCUGCUCUGGUUCAUGUGAGAGCUGCAGCAAUCUAAAAUUAUUUGAUGCAUUGAAUGCAGUGAUAACGAAUGAACUUAAACAGUUUCCUAUAAAAAAAACCCCGAAUGUUUUUAAGGUUUGAAAUUGACAGUGUUUAAAAAAAAAAAAA